This is a messenger RNA of Aspergillus nomiae NRRL 13137, 2703 nucleotides long. Its product is annotated as lipase/esterase family protein. NCBI's taxonomy places the organism in Eukaryota, Fungi, Ascomycota, Eurotiomycetes, Eurotiales, Aspergillaceae. The record is from RefSeq and is a predicted model, not a curated record. The coding region runs from base 1 to 2703 and encodes 900 amino acids. Gene Ontology annotation, molecular function: hydrolase activity. The transcript is spliced from 5 exons.
AUGCCCUUGAACACGGUCGCACUCGGUGUGGCCCUCACCCCUGCUGUGAUCUCGACAUUCAUCUCUCAUUAUUUGCACCGUAAAUCACUCCAUCAUAAACCAAGCAUUCAUAUCGGAUACGAUGAAGGUAUUCACAUAUUCCGCGAGUUCCUCGCUUUCUCGGCCAAGCACUCCGUCGAGGACCUUCAAUCCUUCACGAGCCAGAAAGUCCCCAGUCCUCACUGGGUGAGGACAGAGACGGUUACCAUACCCACUCAAUAUCUGUCAUCUGCGGCAACGGCCCUGAUCGACCAAUUGGGCCCCAAGGGGUUAUCCCAGGUUGGAGGGAAAGAGUGGUGGCAAUGGCGCGGACCAGUAGAUGAAUUAAAAGGCGAGUGGGUCGAAAUGAGAAAUGAUUACAAUGAAAGAAUGCAGGCCAGAAAGAUUCACGGAACCCAUCCGAGCCAGAAACGUAUUAUGUUCUACGUACACGGUGGAGCAUAUUAUUUUGGAAGUUUAGAAACGCAUCGGUACCAGAUGCAGCGUCAUGCCAGGAAACUUAAGGGACGAGUGUUUGCACGUACAUUUGUUGCAGCGGCAUAUCGUCUAGCUCCACAGUUCCCAUUUCCUUGCGCUCUGCAUGAUUGCUUGGCUGCCUAUCUUUUCCUUCUGAAGGAACACAAGCCCGAAGAGAUCAUAUUUGCUGGAGACUCUGCCGGCGGGGGAAUGGCGCUCGCGCUGCUAUGUAUUCUUCGUGAUCAAGGCCUGCCUUUGCCUGCAGGAGCGAUCUUGAUUUCACCCUGGGUUGAUCUCACCCAUUCUUUUCCUAGUAUAGUGAAGGAUAACCCCGGUGACUACAUACCGCCAUACGGUUUCAAGCAUAAGCCUUCUGCCGCCUGGCCGCCACCAAACUCGGAUGAAAUAGAUGCCAUCAAGAAAGGCCUCGGGAAACAGCCUGCUACCGAAAAUAGCACGAAAGAGGCCAUACCACCCAACGGCAGUGAGGCUCAGGAGACAGCUGUCAAGGGUUAUUCGGUUCACGAAAACCCAUCAGUCAAAGAAUCUAUGAAUGCAACGGAUGAGCCUGGUAACCCUAGGGUUCUCAUUGAUGGUAAGACCGUUGAAAUUAAGGAUCAAAUCCAGAUGUAUACAACCAACCAACUCAUAUUUCACCCACUCGUUUCUCCUGUUCUACAACCGUCCCUGGGAGGUCUACCUCCCUUGCAGAUUCUAAGCGGUGGUGGAGAAAAGCUACGAGAUGAGCAGUUCUACGUUGCUCAUAAAGCAGCAAAUCCGACUGCUUAUCCGCCCAAUGAUGCUUUCCUGGACGAGUACGACCCCGAACGUGAAACGCUACACAAAUACCCCGGGACCCACGUUCAACUUCAAGUUUGGGAUGAUCUUUGUCAUGUUCCGACUACUUUGAGCUUCACUCGCCCGGCGAAAUAUAUGUUUCGCUCAAUUGCACAGUUCGGAGCAUGGGCUCUCGCAUGUGCUCAAGAAACAGAGAUUGAUAUUGUGGACGACAUUGACAUCUCACCUAUAUCGUCUGAUAGCUCGGAAGACCCAGACACACCCGCCAAUGGGCCCCAAGCAAAGAGUUCGAAGCAGUCCGUGGCAUCUGUCGGGAAGGCUGGCGAUCGGUUGCCUCCAUUCAAAGAGCGCAUGAUUCGUCAAAGGGUCGACAAAAGAGGUCAUAUAUAUCAUUUAGAACCCCAAGCUUCAUGUCCUGUCCUUCAAAUCCCAAGCUCACAAGUUGGGGCCAUCAAUCCUGAACUGGUCAAGAAUUGGCUUGCGGAAAAAAAUGAAUGGGAUGUAAAGUACGCCAAGGACAAGCUUCAUGUCCAGCGCCAACGGGUCAAAGAGUUGGCUCAGUGCUUCCAACAAGAUUUUGUGGGCGAGGUGCCCCCUCCAAGUUCACUGGCGGCGAGAAGGUCCGCUCCUGGAGUCAUGCCAUCUCGAGGUGACCGGAAGAGCUACCCUAUGACCAUGUGGAGCAAUUGGGCCAGCAGGCAUGACGAGAAGAGUAUCCAACGGGAGCACAAGAAGGAGAAAGAGGGACAAUCCAAGAAAACAGCGUGGAGGCUGGACGUUAGUCAUGCCUACCAGAUUGCCAUUACUGUCGAUGCUAACGAACAUAUUCAGGAUACAUCAGAUGGGACAAAGAGCUCAGCAACCCGGACAGAGGAAGAUGUCUCGCACAGGCUUAUCGAUAAGAGUUCGGGCCCUAUGAUACUCCUGCCCCCAUAUGAUGAGAAGAAGUUUACGGAGGAAAAUGCGAGCACGCAAGCACUUUUCCACGCACGAGGAACUAUAACAUCGACUUCGGACCUAUCCAUGGCCCGAAAGCAACGACCGGUGUCCCAAGCCGGGUCAGGUACAAUUCGAAGCGGCAUCACAUCACACAUUGCAGAUGAUACCAGUACUCUGGGAGACAGAUCACUCGCCGUUACCAACGCCGGCGUCGAUGCCGCUAGUACUCGAGCAGUACGGAAUUCGGUCGGAGUCGUGGGCCUGAUCAAUGAUGGCGACUCGACCUAUCACUCUAUUGAUUUCCACUCUAUACCGCGCGACUCGGGUGACCUUGACACCGCUUCUCUUGGUGGGAGGACGACAGAAGGAGACCUCUCUCGCACCGCUUCUCGCCCCGUUUCUCGCCCGGGAAUGGCUGACCGAGAAUUUUAUAAAACUGCACAGGAGCACCCUGUGGCUAGAGAUACAUAA